AUGGCAUCUUCGGGCCCAGCGAGGAGGACAACAACAACUUCAACACCUUUUGGAAGGCGGCUGAGAACUUGGCGAACCAGCCCACUUCAGGACGCAGCAUUUGGUCGGUGUCACAGGCAGCGCCCCUUCGACGUGUCCAGGUCAGUGGCCAUUCGGCAGCCAUAG
Molecule: messenger RNA, 165 nt
Organism: Cladocopium goreaui
Lineage: Eukaryota; Dinophyceae; Suessiales; Symbiodiniaceae
Source: the annotation of a GenBank genome assembly